AUGGUCCAUCUAUCCCGCACUCUCGCUCUUGCGGCCAUCGUCGGUGUCGUCGUCGCUGAUAACACCAAGAUUCACCCCAAGCUUCUCCUGAAGCUCGAAACCGAGACCAUCGACGGCAUUACGAUCGCGAUCGAGUUCAAGGGUACGGCCGACGAGGUGCUCGUCAGUCCCAAGUUGGAGUCGGCGUCCAUCGAGUCGCGUGCAGAGCUCGUAGAGGCUGUCAAGUCGGCGCUUGAAGACCACGCAACGUCGGUUCAAGCCAGUGCGCUAGAGCUCCUCGAGAGCUCUAAAUUAGAGUCGUCGAAACCCUUGGAGCACUCGUCGUUCUGGAUCAACAACGUUGUGUAUGCCAAGGGCGUCACGCGCGACGUCAUUCAAGCGCUCGCGAAGCUGCCCGAGAUCUCAACGUCCGAAGUCGUUGCUGCCAACACCACGGAAUGGGGCCUCAACAUUAUCCAGGCGCCUGAGGUGUGGGCCAAGGGCUACCGUGGACAGGGCGUCGUCGUCGGGUCCAUUGACUCUGGCACCCGCGUCACCCACGAAGCGCUGAAGGGCAACUUCCGCAGCCUCAACGGCUGGUUCCAACCCGAGGGGCGAUCGCCAACGCCUGUGGAUCCUCAUGGUCAUGGCACACACACGGUCGGCACGUCUGUCGGAGCUAACGGCAUUGGUGUGGCACCAGACGCCAAGUGGAUCUCGUGCCAGGGAUGCUUGCCUACUAAUAAGUGCCCCGAGUCUGUCCUCGUCGCUUGUGCGCAGUUCAUGCUCUGCCCUCACGACGCCGAAGGCAAGAACCCGCGGUGCGACCUCGCACCCCACGUCGUCAACAACAGUUGGGGCGACGAUGACGAGAUCCCGGACGUGCCGUACUACAAGGGCCCGAUGGCUGCGUGGCGCAAGGCUGGCAUCAUCCCAGUCUUCGCUAACGCCAACAGCGGCCCCAAGUGCGGCACGGUGCUCAGCCCCGGCGACUACGACAACGUCAUUGGCGUCGGUGCCACGACCAACAAGGACGGUCUUGCGACGUUCAGCAGCAAGGGCCCGAACAAGUUUGGCCGCAUGAAGCCCGACAUCUCGGCGCCCGGCCAAGGCAUUCGCUCGAGCUACAAGACGAGCGAUACGUCGUACUCGAGCUUGAGUGGUACGAGCAUGGCGACGCCUCACGUGACGGGUGCCAUCGCGCUCCUUGUGUCGGCCAAGCCCGGCAUCACGUACGACGAAGUCUACUCGCUCUUGACGCAGACGGUCGAGACCAAGUCUCUCAUCAACGACCCGCUCACGUGCGGUGGGCUCCCGGGCGACAAGUACCCGAACAACAACUUUGGCUACGGCCGCAUGAACAUCUUGCGUGCCAUCGAGAAGAUCAAGGCUAGCUGCUGA
Messenger RNA from Saprolegnia parasitica CBS 223.65, 1380 nucleotides. RefSeq lists its product as hypothetical. Gene Ontology annotation, biological process: proteolysis. Gene Ontology annotation, molecular function: serine-type endopeptidase activity. The coding region runs from base 1 to 1380 and encodes 459 amino acids. Lineage: Eukaryota; Oomycota; Saprolegniomycetes; Saprolegniales; Saprolegniaceae. The record is from RefSeq and is a predicted model, not a curated record. The transcript has 2 exons.